This is a messenger RNA of Pungitius pungitius (ninespine stickleback), 4544 nucleotides long. RefSeq names its product centriolar coiled-coil protein 110 (gene cp110). Gene Ontology annotation, cellular component: centriole. Gene Ontology annotation, biological process: regulation of cytokinesis; centriole replication; negative regulation of centriole elongation. Lineage: Eukaryota; Metazoa; Chordata; Actinopteri; Perciformes; Gasterosteidae. The record is from RefSeq and is a predicted model, not a curated record. Bases 328 to 3750 code for a protein of 1140 amino acids. The transcript is spliced from 10 exons.
GCGGGUAAAAAUGUAAACAGAUCCAUUCUGAUGGAGGUUCGUUCUGUUUGGUAGCUCGCUUGACUAUCUUUUUGCCGUUUUAUCAUAAGUAAGUGUAAAGAGCUGCUCUUCUUUUUAUUCUUUUAUCGUUUCUACCUAGGCUUAAAUAUUACUCUACUGGUAUUUUGUUGUUAAACGCUAGUAACCAACGACAUGUAAACCGUUAGCUAGAGCUAGCGAGGGUUACAGCUCAACAGCUAAUAUUAGCAAACAUUGAUUAAUCAAGGUAUAUUAAAGUUAGUUAGUCCUUAAACUUUACUAGUUACCUACCGUGCCCGAUGCAACUUGAUGGAGGCCUACGACGAGUUUGUGCAGCAUCGCCUCUCCCAUCUAAGGAGAAGUGAGGAGAAAGACAACAAACCUCCAUCUCCAAACCUCCAAACCAUCCGCUUCUAUGGACGAGCAAUCCUUCCUCCCCUGCUCUCAGAGAAGCAGAGAGAGGAGAUGCAGCGACACAGAGAUGCAGCGCAGAGAGCUGCUGUCCCCAAGAGGAGGAUGUGCAAGGAGGAUUCAAGAAUGGCCUUUGUUCAAACCAUCCUACACAGUGUCCAGCUGAGGAAGACGCCAACACUAGAAGAGUUGCUUCAUGAGUCUGAGAUUAACACAAAAUCUUCAUGUUCCCAUAACACUAUUGAUGCUGCAGAAUCACAGUGCAGUUUAUUCAUAGGACCGAAGGAUGGUCCUUUGCGUUCACCACCACCCGAAAGGAAAGAAAAGGAUGGUGUUUCUCUUCCUCACUUGACAUCAACAACAUAUAGUACCUUCUUUGCCACAGUGACACCUCAGCAAAGUGACCAUGAAGGCUGCCUUAUCGACCAACAGUAUAGCCAGCAGGGAUCACAGCCAAUCCACCAGUCGGUAUCCUCUGGUUAUUUGACCCAGGAGAAUGUUGAGAACAUCACCAGUGUCUCUGGAAGGUUUGAUGCAGAGAAAGAGAGCCAUGGCUUUGGCUCGGCGGAGGACGCUUAUAAUAAUAAUAUGAGUGGCUCGUUACUUCGCAACACAUUAAACACGAUCGCCAAGAUGCCAGAUAUUAUUAACUACCCGCCCAUAGAUGGAGAGGAAUUGGAAAGGAGUGGAUUGGAGUCAUCCUUUUGUAAUAACUUAAUAUAUGUAAAAGACAUUUGUUGCACCUCGUUCCAAGAGGAUUCGGUGAUGUGUGACUCUCCACUCGAAGAGAAUUCUGACAGUGUUCAUUUCGGCAGCCGAGAAGGUGGAGAUAGCCUUUCCUUUAGUGUAGGGCUUGAAGUGGACAAAGAUAACAAUUUGAACACAAUUGAUGGCCCAGUCUCCUCAUCAGAAAGCAGUCGCCUUGCAGACAAUCUAGAGUUGUCACAGACAUUAAGUGCUGAUCGCAGUCCAACAACCGAGCUGCACAUUGAGCACGACUCCACAGAAUCGGAGCCUGUGGAAUACAAUCGUCUGAGGCUCCAGGCCUUGCUCAAGAAAUCUCAGGAGUAUCGGGGGCGCCAGCGGAUGCUCAGGAACCAAGCCAAAAACACUAGAAUUCAGGAGAGGGCCCAAGAACAGACAAGGGCAGAGGAGAGCCUCUCUGAUAAAGAGAAUGAUGAGUUCCCUGGCAAAACCACUGUGACCACAGAGGGGAACAACACUAGAGAGAGGAGGGGCGCUUUUAUCCCGUCUGUCGAAGCGUUGCCAAAGAAGUCUCGGAAAAAGGAGUACAUAAUUGAUAGUGAGUUUUUUAGGGGAAGGGCUAACUUUAAAUUUGAAAGCACAAAUUUAACAGGAGAUGAACAUACUAAGGAAAUCACUACUAUUGAGGAGGAAACAAUCUUCAAAAAUACUCAGCUGAAUGGUUCCCAAGAGGUCAUAACAGAGCCUAAACAAAUCCGCCCCGUUCUCCUUCAGGAACGUGCGUCAACUGAGACCUCGCCUAUUCAGGAAGAUUUUCACUUGGCCACCUGUCCCGUCGCUUUUUAUAAUGGUGUAGGGAAGUAUCACAAUAUUCCAGCCCCUAAUUUAUGUAUGAGUCCUGUGCACUGCAAGAGCAAAGGCAGUAUCCAAGAUGGAGAAUUUCUCAAUGUGGCCGAGGCCUCAAAGAAAGUUUUUGUGAAUGAGACAGGUUCGAUUGACGACUCAAAGGUUAAAGCAGUUCCGCCCACUCGGAAUCUCAUGGUUGAACCGGAUAACACGAGCCCUUCAGCCAAGAAUUCCCAGCACAUGGAUCAGCUCGAGUCCAACCUGUCCAGCCUGAAAGUACUGAUCUUGGAUCUGGAGUCCACGCUGACAGAAAACCUGGAGAAAAGUUACGAAGAGUGGCCAAGAAGACCGUCAUCAGAAAAAUUCAAGAAAAUACAGGGAGAUACGCGUCCUGAACUGAACCGUUGUGACACAGACGAUGUUCCGCUCAACGUGCAGGUGAGAGAAACCGAGGCAGUUAACGUAAGCGAGCUGAGGAUAGUCAAAACCUUAGCUACAGAGAGAGGAAAGGAGAAAGGGACAUGGAAAGAAGAACUUGGAAAGAGUUGUGGACAACAUGGGGGCAGUAGAAGGCCUCCUGUUAAAUGCAUCCUCUCUGCGACACAGCAGAGAGUUCCUGAUGUAUUCAGAACCACGGCUUGGCGUAACGCCUCGGUGCUUUCGGACUCCAGUAAGCGUCCAACAGAAAGCAGGAGUGGGGCAGCCGGGGAGAGUCAAGACUCUUCACAAUCGCCAUCCCUCAACCAGUCGUAUGACGUGGAGGAACCGUCCGGCCUGUGGCUCCUUGACGGGUCAGGAUCCGACAUGGGUUUGGAAGGUCAUCUCGUUCAGGACAAACACCUGACAACCGAUACUGGGGGUGAGGGUCAGGGCGGGACGUCCAAGGUCAAACGGAGGCUGCUCAUGCACAUGACGGAAGAGACACGGGACAGGAGGGCGGACGCCAGCAGAGGAGCAUGCACUCCGACGGUGACGUGGUACGAAGGCCAUGGCCGUCAAGAAAACAAGCAGGAAGAACUGAAGAGGGCCCACGCUGCUCAAGUCCGAGCCCUACAGGAGGAGCACCAGAGACAACAAGAAGAACUCUUGCAGGCAUUGGCAGUGCGUUACCGUCUCCUCCAGAGCGUGUCCUCUCCUUGCUCCAUGUCAAGCUCACAUGUUGGAGACACGUUGACCUCUUCUACUGUCACUCGGUCGUCCGGCCCAUCCUCAGCGCACCACCACCCCCUGCUGUUAGCAGCUGUCAAAGGCUUCCUGGCUCGCAGGCUUCUGAAGACUGAGAGAGUGGCGCAGCUGGUGCGCACUAUCAGGGACACACAUCAGUUCCUCUUGGCCCUCCAGCAGCGGAGCCCUGGCAGAGGAGAGUUUUCUAGCAGACAGGAUCUUUUAUUGCAGGAGAGAGUCACUCUGCAGCUGCGCGCUGCACGUUACGAGGUCCACGACAUCUUCUUCAGCCUGUCAGCCGUGGAGAGGAUGCAGCUGAUCCGCUGGGACAGAGAGCUGGCCAAGGAGAGAGAACAGAGAAGACAGAGUGGGCACACAGGCCAUCCCAGAGGAAAAAGUUCUCUGUCAACUGCAACGCAAAAAUCCCUGGAGAGAAAGAGAGGAAGGAUGAUGCAGAAAAAAGCAGCAGAAAGGCACGCAGGAGUUAUGACAAAGGAUGGACAUAAUUCUGGAUUCUCUGCCCAGCAGCCGCCUGCAACCAAACAAGGAGAGUUCAGAGCAAAUCCUCAGAGGGUCCCCAAGAGUUCUUACUCUAGACCCAGAUGACACUUUCCUAUUUGGCUCCAUUGAAGACUCCUAAUACUCAUUUGACUUUCCAGUUGCUGAUGACCACAUACUGUAUCUUUGUAUUUAUGUUCAUAUUUAUUUUCACUCUACAACCAGGGUAAACCAUAGUGAUCGGAGUUCCACCCACAUUCGCAUUGAGUGGAUGGGUUUAGGAUAAAACAUGAGUUAACAAAGAGAAAGGAGUGAUGAAUAACACUAAUGGUGGCUCCAUGCUAUUUGGAUGUCAAUGUGUUAAGGAUUGCUCUUCGGCUACCUUCUCGAAACUAGGAACGCAACCUUGGAUAAGGGGUAACAAAAUAGACUGCUCUGUUAUAAAUGGUGACAAGUCGAGAAUCUUAAGGUAACCCAUGGCUACAAGCCAGCAUGCCAAAAUACCAAGACUCAGAAACCAAAACAUUUGCUGGAACAAAGCCACGAUGAAAGAUAUUAUUUACACCUCAAAAUGUUUCCUGCUCAUCAGGUUUUUUUUUCAGCUCUCAAUGUUUUUCCAUUUGUCUGAGGUUAAAUCUCUACUUUGAGGAUGGACUUAAACAUGGAAUUAUUCAGAUGCCUUAAAUUGAUGUGCCUAAUUCACUGCCACCAAAAACUGUCCAUCUCCAAAUGUAUUGGCCCAUGUUAACUAUGUACAACGGAAAUUAACUGAUUGUUUUUACAUAAGUUUCAAUAUGCAGGUUCAGUUCUUGGUGUUACUGUGAGUCUGCUAUAUUUACACUGUUUAUUUAUUUUAUAUUUAUUUGCGUGUCGUUGGUAAUAAAUGUUUCGGAACACUUGAA